This is a messenger RNA of Perkinsus marinus ATCC 50983, 537 nucleotides long. RefSeq lists its product as hypothetical. The transcript is spliced from 6 exons. The record is from RefSeq and is a predicted model, not a curated record. The coding region runs from base 1 to 537 and encodes 178 amino acids. NCBI's taxonomy places the organism in Eukaryota, Perkinsozoa, Perkinsida, Perkinsidae.
AUGGCCAAGUCUUUCGAACACCCGAUACUAGAGCUACUACUCGCGACGGCAGCUCCCCUUCUACUGGAUGCACUAUGGGGAAUACUGUUAAGCGGAGGAGAAGCCGACCGGAUGAUAGACUCCAUGCGUGGUAGUUCCUCGCACGGCAAGGCGAGUCAGCAGGGGAUGGCUACCGAGUACGGUCGGAAUAUAGUGCAAUAUGGAAACGCUGGUUACUGGUUACACAUAUGUUACUUCACUGGUUUGUCGAAUAUGAUUUUGCAAGGGGGCUUCAAGGCUGCUGCUACUCUGGAGGCUACGAUUAACGGCGAUCUCGCAUUCUUGGGAAAUGCAAUCUUUUGGCGCGAGCCUCUGUUCUGGACAGUAGCUAUGCUACCGUUGGCAGCCAGUUUUGUGUUCCUUAUGAUUCCACCGAUACCUAGGAGUACACCCCCACCGGAUGUUUGUGUUUGGAAAUCCAUGAAGUUUAUAGUUGCUGAGAAACUGUUCAGAAGAUUGGCUCCCUCCGUUAUUGUGAAUGGCAUGAUUUAUUUAUAG